AUGAAAUUUAAAGAUGAAUGUGCAAAACGUGAUAUUUAUUGGAAUAUAAUUAAUGCUGAAUAUAUUAUUAAUAAAUAUAAAAAUUUAAGUAUUGAUAAAAAUCAUCGUCAAAUUAUUGAAAAUAUUCUUAAAGAUUGGAUUGAAAUAGUUGUUCCUUUAUUUUCAUCACUUCGACAAUCAAUUAUUCAUAAUGAUGCUAAUGAUUAUUAUAUAACUGUUAUGGAUGAAGUAGCUGUAGCAUGUGCUUAUAUUAUUUUAAAUAAACAAGAUCCAAUUGAUUCAGCAACAUAUCUUAUUCGUGAUUAUAAUCAAAUAAAUCAAUUUGAAGAUAUUGAAAUUGAUUUAUUUUAUUAUUUUAUUUGUGCUCGACUUGCAAUGAGUGUAACUAUAUGUGCUCAUCAAAAACAAAUUCAACCUGAUAAUCAUUAUCUUGUUAUUAGUGAAAAACCAGCUUGGGACUUACUUGAAAAACUUACUACUAUCGAUACUAAAUUUAUUAAUCAGACUUUUCGUUCUGCUUGCACAACAUCGAAUUAG
Messenger RNA from Rotaria sp. Silwood2, 537 nucleotides. NCBI's taxonomy places the organism in Eukaryota, Metazoa, Rotifera, Eurotatoria, Philodinida, Philodinidae. The record is from the annotation of a GenBank genome assembly.